GGCACUAUUGGGUCGUGUAUAGGUUACAUUCAGAGUUGGCAUGUACAACACUUGACACACAAAAUCCACACACACCCAUAUAUUCCUAUAUAUAUACACACACAUAUGAUAUGAUGUGACGAAGCUCACCGCCACGCCGUUAUUAAAUAUUUUCUGCUGUUGUGUUGUGUUGUGUUUCUCUUAUUUUCCUUUAUAUUUUCUCGUCACCCAAACAAAGAUUACUCUCUAAACAAAUGAAGAGCAGCAGCACCAACAACAACAAGGCUGACUUCGGUAUGUCCGAUCUUGAGGCCUCACUCCCUGCCGCCGCCGCUGCUCUUACUGCGGAGGACCGUGUUGGUCUUGUUAACGCUCUCAAAAGUAAGCUUCGCAAUUUGACUGCUAACCAUUCAGAUAUUAUGGAAACUUUGUCCCCUAAGAUUCGGAAGCGUGUUGAAUUACUUAGAAAGAUUCAGGACCAACAUGAUGAGUUGGAAGCCAAAUUUUUUGAGGAGAGAGCCUCACUGGCAUCUAAAUACCAUGAACUUUAUCAACCCCUUUACACUAAGAGGUAUGAGAUUGUUAAUGGUAUAGUUGAAGUCGAUGGAGUUAAUCAUGGAGACAAAGCCAGUGAAGAUAAAGGAGUGCCUGAAUUUUGGCUUAAUGCAAUGAAAGCUCAUGAAAUAUUGGCUGAGGAGAUUACAGAGCGUGAUGAGGGUGCUCUUAAGUAUCUCAAGGAUAUUAAGUUGAUUAUGACUAAAAAUCCCAAAGGAUUCAAGCUGGAUUUCUUCUUUGAUACCAAUCCUUACUUCAAAAACUCUGUUCUGACAAAGACAUAUCACAUGGCUGAGGACGAUGAGCCUAUCAUAGAAAAUGCAAUUGGGACUGAAAUUGAAUGGUAUCCUGGGAAAUGUUUGACUCAGAAGAUUUUGAAGAAGAAGCCAAGAAAGAAUGGAUCAAAAAAUGCCAACCCCAUCACCAAAACUGAAAAUUGUUCCAGCUUCUUCAAUUUUUUCAGCCCUCCUCCGAUCCCUAAGGAUGAUGUGGAUAUUGAUGAAGAUGCAGCUGAUGAACUCCAGAGUCAAAUGGAGCAGGACUAUGAUAUUGGUUCUACAAUUCGAGACAAGAUCAUUCCACAUGCUGUUUCAUGGUUUACUGGGGAGGCUGUUGAAGGGGAAGACUUUGAAGAUAUGGAAGAGUACGAUGAUGAUGAUGAAUUUAGCGACCAGAAUGAGAACGAGGAUGAGGAUGAAGAUGAAGAUGAAGAUGAGGAUGAAUAGGAACACAAGGGCAGGAAGAAGAAAAGUGGUAGGCCACUAUAGCUUUGGAUGGUCCACAAGGUGAGCGCCCUCUCGAGUGCAAGCAACAGUAGCACCAUCUUGGAUAGUUUUGGAUCUUUUUAAAAGUUAGAUCUAUUUUGCAACUUUUCACCCGUUUUGUUCUCUCAAUAAACAUCGAAGUUUUGGGAUUAUAAUUAUUGAGAGUUUGAUGUAUAGGCUAUAACCACAAAAUUUCUUUCAAACCAAACCUUUGCCAUGCAAGUCAUAGAUAUUAGAUAUAGAUAUGAUUAGUACAUUGUCGUUUACUGUUGUGUUUCAGUUUUAUGCUUUGCUUUCUUCA
This is a messenger RNA of Cannabis sativa, 1599 nucleotides long. Its product is annotated as nucleosome assembly protein 1;1. Gene Ontology annotation, biological process: nucleosome assembly. Gene Ontology annotation, cellular component: chromatin; nucleus. NCBI's taxonomy places the organism in Eukaryota, Viridiplantae, Streptophyta, Magnoliopsida, Rosales, Cannabaceae. The transcript has 11 exons. The record is from RefSeq and is a predicted model, not a curated record. Gene Ontology annotation, molecular function: chromatin binding; histone binding. The coding region runs from base 234 to 1259 and encodes 341 amino acids.